This is a messenger RNA of Exophiala bonariae, 2244 nucleotides long. RefSeq lists its product as uncharacterized. Bases 1 to 2244 code for a protein of 747 amino acids. The record is from RefSeq and is a predicted model, not a curated record. Lineage: Eukaryota; Fungi; Ascomycota; Eurotiomycetes; Chaetothyriales; Herpotrichiellaceae. Gene Ontology annotation, cellular component: plasma membrane. Gene Ontology annotation, biological process: potassium ion transmembrane transport; stabilization of membrane potential. Gene Ontology annotation, molecular function: potassium ion leak channel activity; outward rectifier potassium channel activity. The transcript has 4 exons.
AUGAAUGACCCAGGCCUCGACGGGCCUAUCGCAGACGCGUCGGAUCAAGUCAAGGAGAACGUCGACGAAAAGCCUGACGAUGGCUUGGACGAGGAAGAAGAGGAACGGAGUUUCCUCUUACCGGCGCGGUGGUGGUAUGCAUCCACAGGAUUUCCUUUGAUUGCAGGCACAUUUGGCCCCAUGGCGAACGCAUUCAGUAUAUGCGCACUUGUCGAGAACUGGAGGGUCGAAAUCCCUCCAGGAGGCACUGAAGAACAUGGGAUUGAUAUCAAGGAUCCUCGAUGGCUCAUCGCUGUGAACGCCAUCUCGCUUGUCUGUGCCCUGACGGCCAACCUUUCACUUUUGUUGAACAUGGCGGGUAGAGUAUCUUUCAGUAUAGCGCAACCCAUCACAAUUAUUGGAUUUUGGCUUGCGUCGAUCCUCCUCAUCGCUCUUAUCGCAGUCGCAGCGCAUGCGUUUCACGCUCCUGGCGUGCAGGACCAAGCACUCACACAGGCCUAUUACUAUGCAAUAUUUGCCGCCGGACUCUACCAGAUCAUCUCCUAUCUAAUGUGCGUGACCGUCUAUGGCGCGUUCAGAGGGCACUACAGCAAGGAAUUCAAACUGACUAUGGCCCAACGAACGCUAAUGCUCCAAACCAUUGCAUUCUUGGUUUACCAACUACUCGGAGCCUUAGUAUUUUCGCAUAUCGAGGGCUGGAAGUUCCUCGAUGCCGUAUACUGGGCAGAUUUCACCUCGCUCACGAUCGGCAUAGGCAGUGACUACGUACCGAAGACUCACCUUGGACGAGGACUUCUCUUUCCGUUCGCGAUAGGCGGUAUCACGAUCCUUGGUUUGGUGGUCGGUUCCAUACGUUCUUUGGUGCUUGAACGUGGUAAAAAGAAAAUGGCUGCGAGGUUGACAGAGAAAACCCGUGCUAAAUUGGUCCGAGAUGUUCAAAGUGCCAUCAAGAAGAACCAUCAUUCGAAACCUCACGGUGUCAUGGGGUUGGACAAGGAGCACGUGGACGCUUUAGUGGCUCAGCCUGGAGAAGGCGAUAUUUCAGAGAUUGAGAGAAGAGAGGCAGAAUUUCUCGCAAUGAGAAGAGUACAAGCAAGAGCCGAUACGACUCGCAAAUACUAUAGUCUCCUGGUCUCAACCUUUGCUUUUGCGUUUUUGUGGACAAUUGGUGCUUUGGUUUUCUACAAGGCGGAAAAGAACCAGCAGUGGUCGUAUUUUCAAUCCCUCUACUUCGCCUAUACGAGUCUUUUGACCAUCGGCUACGGCGAUCUCCAGCCAAUCAGCAACAGUGGCAAACCAUUCUUUGUGUUCUGGUCCUUGCUGGCCGUUCCAACCCUGACCAUACUCAUCUCCGACAUGGGUGAAACAGUUGUAAAGGCCAUCAAAGAGGUCACCAUAUGGCUUGGCGAGAUUACUGUGCUUCCCAAUGAACAAGAAGGCAUGAAAGACAGGCUCAGACAUGGCGUUUACAAGGUGACACUUGGGAAAGUCGAGAGCAAGUCAACAAAACCAAGUGAUGUUGAAAAGGGGAAACCCCCAUCUAACGGUGGGACCGACUUCCAAGAAUUACAUCCUGGCUUGGCUCGCAUAUUCCGAGUUCGCCAGAAGAAGGGGCAAAACCAGGAGCAGAUUGCAGCCAAGGACAGAUUGGCCGCGGAGUUCGAAGAGUCGGAGAAGAUUGAUGAGUCCAUUGCUCGAGGGCGUGGAAAUCGAUCGGAAGAAGAGGAGCACCACUACCGUCAUGUUUUAAUUUCCCAGAUCCGUAAGUUGUGGGUUGAUAGCACAGCGGCCACUCCCAAGAAAUAUAGCUAUGCUGAAUGGGCGUAUUUCUUGAAAUUACUCGGUGAGGAUGAAAGUGAUAGUUCACUCCAUGAAGCAUCCCCAUCACCCGCCAGAGAUGAAGUCGAAAAUAUGUCGCAUGACGGAGAAGAACAUGGGGAUCCUGACUCACCGGAGCAAAAUGAGGUCGAGCCUCGUCAUCCACGAAAUCAGCGUAAUGUACAAAUAUCCACUGGCGAGGAGGAGGAAACUGGAAACAUCUCGAGCUGGAGUUGGAUCGGAAGUGGAAGUCCGUUAAUGGGCAACAAGGCUGAGGCUGAGUGGUUGUUAGAGAAACUCUUUGAACGACUCGAAGAGAGUUUGCAUGAUCUGAAGAAAGGGAAAUCAGGUUCCAAGGAUCAAGAAACCCCAAGACAUGACCGUGGCAAAGCGUUCACGGCAGGAAAAGAUCAAAUUUCGACCUGA